This is a messenger RNA of Micropterus dolomieu (smallmouth bass), 1542 nucleotides long. RefSeq names its product polymerase (RNA) III (DNA directed) polypeptide H (gene polr3h). Lineage: Eukaryota; Metazoa; Chordata; Actinopteri; Centrarchiformes; Centrarchidae. Gene Ontology annotation, molecular function: DNA binding; DNA-directed RNA polymerase activity. Bases 268 to 912 code for a protein of 214 amino acids. The transcript has 6 exons. The record is from RefSeq and is a predicted model, not a curated record. Gene Ontology annotation, biological process: DNA-templated transcription; transcription initiation at RNA polymerase III promoter. Gene Ontology annotation, cellular component: RNA polymerase III complex.
AAUAAUCACGUGGAGACAUAAUGGAUGCUUCUGGGUUUGCUGUAGAUUAUUCUGGGUUUCAGUGCUGUCUUUAGCUAGAUGGUGGAGCAUUUUUGAUUUUCUUUUUCAUUUCCGCUGUGGCUAAACAGGAAAUGCUGUCCUGAAAAUAGGUGACAAGCCUCAGCUCAGCUCGCUUGUUUCACCACAGCAGCUCUGCGUGUGUGUGUGUGUGUGUGUGUGUUGGUGUGUGUGGAAGUGAGUACCUGUUCACAGUCUGCAGUCUGCAUCAUGUUCGUGUUGGUGGAAAUGGUCGACACGGUCAGGAUCCCUCCGUGGAACUUCCAGAGACAACUCAACGACGCCAUAGCUGAGGAGCUCAACAAGAAACUGGCCAACAAGGUGGUCUACAAUGUUGGCCUGUGCAUCUGCUUGUACGACAUCACUAAACUGGAGGACUCCUAUAUAUUCCCAGGGGACGGAGCCUCACACACAAAAGUUCACUUCAGGUACGUCGUUUUUCACCCUUUUCUCGAUGAGAUCCUGGUCGGCAAGAUCAAGUACUGCAGUCAAGAGGGAGUUCAUGUGACGAUGGGCUUCUUCGAUGAUAUUCUCAUUCCACCAGAGUCUCUUCAACAGCCUACAAAAUUUGAUGAAGCAGAGCAAGUUUGGCUUUGGGAAUAUGAGACGGACGAGGGGGCGCAUGACCUCUACAUGGACCAAGGAGAGGAGAUCCGUUUUCGGGUGACAGAUGAAGUUUUUGUGGACACGUCGCCGACGGGCCCAGCCACUGCAGCGACAGACACACCGGGGCAACCGGGACAAUCAACUGCGCCGCCAGCAGCGGAAAGCCUGGAGAAGAAAGAGGCACCGUACACUCUGAUUGGGACCAUCUGUGAGCCGGGGCUGGGGCUGCUGUCAUGGUGGAACAGUUAGCACUGCUGAGGAAGAGGAGGACAUUUGGUGGUAACAAACAUAUCGGCCAUCAUGACUGAUCAGAGAGAUGGUUAGCUGGAGAGACACAGAGCCCUGUUGAUUGGGUACAGAAGUCAAGACACAAAGUCGAGCUGCUUUCUGAAGCAGGAUACUGCUGGUGUGAAGUGACUGAUGAAACCUCUGUCACUUUGGGACUGAUUGUGUUGUAAAUACUGCUCUUAACAUCCCAGCUUCAUGUUUACAUGUAUAAUUUACCACAUAUUUAAUAACACAAUGACUGAUGGACAUUUACAUUCAUUUGGUAUAUUUUACAAACAAUAAUGGAGUCAUUAAUGAUUUGAAUCACAAUGUCAUCACUACUUUGGUAUGAUAGGUCACUCUUUAAUGGCUCAAAAGAGUUGCUGUUAAAAUCUGGGUUGAAAACUGAACGUCAUUUAUCAGUGAUGGAUACAUUUGUUUCCCGAUUCCUACGGACAUUCUUGAGUUUAAGGUGAGAGAAAUAAGGUUGAGUGUUUUUUUCCCCAUUGAUAUUAAUUUACCUGUGGGUCAGAUUUCUAAAACAUUUGUAUCAUCCAGAUCCAAACAGGUAACUUUGCAACAAUAAAAAUGUUUUUUUCUGUGGGAGUGAAA